AUGCCCACCUUCGUCAUCCUCCGCAACGGCUCCGUCAUCGAUACCAUCCAGGGCGCCAACCCCCCCGCGCUGACGGCGGCGGUCGAGAAGGCGGUUAAGUUGGCGGGUGGUGGUGCGGGUGGGGGUGGUGGUGCGAUGUUUGCUGGGUCUGGGCAGAGGUUGGGGGGGAGCGGGGUGGGGAGGCAGAGUGUGGUUAGGCCGGCGAAGUGGGAUAUGAAGGGGUUUGUGGAGGGGUUGGUUGCGUUUUUUGGCUUGUACUUUUGGUCGUUGCUCUCGCUCGACCCUUACAAGGCGGCCGAGAACUCGCCGUUCAACAAGAGGAACAUACAGGCGGCUAAGGCACAGUCAGGGGGAAGUGGGACGAGACUUCCUCCCCGCCCUGGGUUCAAGACGCUGGCCGACUUGGGUAGUGAAUAA
Chaetomium globosum CBS 148.51 is the source of this 417-nucleotide messenger RNA. RefSeq lists its product as uncharacterized. Bases 1 to 417 code for a protein of 138 amino acids. NCBI's taxonomy places the organism in Eukaryota, Fungi, Ascomycota, Sordariomycetes, Sordariales, Chaetomiaceae. The record is from RefSeq and is a predicted model, not a curated record. The transcript has 2 exons.